GUUUGUCCUGAUACUAAUAGUUCAAAAUCAUCUGCUGAUUCUGAUAGUCCAAUAAAAUCACCUGACAUUACUCAUAGUAAUUUUGAGUCUUCUUCUGAUAGUGACUAUGAACCUGUAGCUGGUCCAAGCAACCCUCUACCUAGAACCUAUA
Messenger RNA from Paraglomus occultum, 151 nucleotides. The record is from the annotation of a GenBank genome assembly. NCBI's taxonomy places the organism in Eukaryota, Fungi, Glomeromycota, Glomeromycetes, Paraglomerales, Paraglomeraceae.